AUGAGUUUCAGAGGUGGUAACAGAGGUGGCCGUGGUGGUGGUCGUGGUGGAUUUGGCAGAUCGAUACCGCAAGGUCCACCAGACCAGGUGUUGGAAAUGGGCCAAUUUAUGCAUCCUUGUGAGGACGAGGUUGUGUGUCGUUCGAUCAACACCAAAAUCCCAUACUUCAACGCACCAAUUUACCUUGAGAAUAAGACCCAAGUUGGUAAAGUCGAUGAAAUCUUGGGACCUUUGAAUGAGGUUUUUUUCACGAUCAAAUGCUCCGAAGGUGUCCAGGCAUCUAGUUUCAAAGACGGGGACAAAUUUUACAUUGCUCCCGACAAACUGCUGCCCAUUGAAAGAUUUUUGCCUAAGCCAAAGGUAGCUGGACCACCAAAACCCAAGAAGAAGAGAACUCCAGGUGCUCCUGGUGGACGCGGUGGUAGCCGUGGUGGAUUUGGAGGCGGUCGUGGAGGCGGUCGUGGCGGUUUUGGCGGUGGUCGUGGUGGCAGUCGCGGUGGAUUUGGCGGUGGUCGUGGUGGAUUUGGCGGCGGCCGUGGAGGCGGUCGUGGCGGUUUCGGCGGUGGCCGUGGAGGUGGCCGUGGUGGUUUCAGCCGCGGUGGAGGCCGUGGCGGGAGAUUCUAA
Lachancea sp. 'fantastica' is the source of this 624-nucleotide messenger RNA. NCBI's taxonomy places the organism in Eukaryota, Fungi, Ascomycota, Saccharomycetes, Saccharomycetales, Saccharomycetaceae. The record is from the annotation of a GenBank genome assembly.